Trichosurus vulpecula (common brushtail) is the source of this 6358-nucleotide messenger RNA. It is a transcript of the gene ACOX1, whose product is annotated as acyl-CoA oxidase 1. Gene Ontology annotation, cellular component: peroxisome. Gene Ontology annotation, molecular function: fatty acid binding; FAD binding. NCBI's taxonomy places the organism in Eukaryota, Metazoa, Chordata, Mammalia, Diprotodontia, Phalangeridae. The record is from RefSeq and is a predicted model, not a curated record. Bases 377 to 2362 code for a protein of 661 amino acids. Gene Ontology annotation, biological process: fatty acid beta-oxidation using acyl-CoA oxidase; very long-chain fatty acid metabolic process; lipid homeostasis. The transcript has 14 exons.
GGAUGACGCUAUGUCGUACGCUGGACCUGCGUGGCGGAGGCGAGAUGGGGCGGCGCCCUUUGCCCCACGUUCCGCCCCACAGCCCGGCUUGCACUCCUCGAGCGAACUAGCGGUGGCCCAGCCCUCUCCCCGCCUCCUUCUCCUGCUCGGGGGCGGGCCGAGCUCCGCUCUCUCUAGGCCGAGGCCUUCUCCACCCCCAGGGCGCAGGGCCGCGGUCACGUGCCUAGAGCGAGGGCGGACGUGGGGCGGCGCUGCAUGUCUUAGGGGCCUGUCUUGAUGCGGCCAGACACUCUGGAGCCGUAGAAGGGAGUGAACAGGCUGCUAGAGCCGAGGACUUCUGAUCGCCACAACCUUCUGCCCUAUCACCGCCGUUACCAUGAACCCAGACUUGCGCAGGGAGCGGGACUCCGCCAGCUUCGAUCCGGAGAAACUCACUUACAUCCUGGAUGGGGGCCCCGAGAGGACCCGGCGCCGCCGGGAGAUCGAGAACAUGAUUAUGAGCGAUCCGGAUUUUAAGCAUGAAGACUUGAAUUUCCUUACCCGGAGUCAGCGCUAUGAGAUAUCUGUCAAAAAGAGUGCCGCGAUGGUGAAGAAGAUUCGAGAUUUUGGCAUUGCCGAUCCCGAAGAGAUCAUGUGGUUUAAAAACUUUGUGCAUCGUGGGCGUCCUGAGCCUCUGGACCUUCACUUGGGCAUGUUUCUGCCCACAUUACUUCACCAGGCAACCCAGGAGCAACAGGAACACUUCUUCAUGCCAGCCUGGAACCUGGAAAUUAUUGGCACUUACGCCCAGACAGAAAUGGGCCAUGGAACUCACCUUCGAGGCCUAGAAACCACAGCAACUUAUGACCCUAAGACACAGGAGUUUAUUCUCAACAGCCCUACUGUUACUUCCAUUAAGUGGUGGCCUGGUGGACUUGGGAAAACCUCAAACCAUGCCAUAGUUCUGGCUCAGCUCUACACUAAGGGAGAGUGCUAUGGAUUGCAUGCCUUCAUUGUACCUCUUCGUGAAAUAGGAACACACAAACCUCUUCCAGGCAUCACCGUUGGAGACAUUGGGCCCAAGUUUGGCUAUGAGGAAAUGGAUAAUGGUUACCUAAAGAUGGACAACUGUCGAAUUCCUCGGGAAAAUAUGUUGAUGAAGUACGCCCAGGUCAAACCGGAUGGCACAUAUGUGAAGCCUUUAAGUGACAGAUUGACAUAUGGAACCAUGGUGUUUGUCAGAUCCUUCCUUGUGGGAGAGGCAGCUCGAUCUUUGUCUAAAGCUUGCACUAUUGCCAUCCGCUACAGUUUAGUAAGACACCAGUCUGAAAUCCAACCAGGUGAUCCUGAACCCCAGAUCUUGGAUUUUCAGACGCAGCAGUAUAAACUUUUCCCCCUCUUGGCCACUGCCUAUGCCUUUAAAUUUGUGGGAGCCUUCAUGAAGGAAACCUAUCAUCGAAUUAAUGUGGACAUCAGCCAAGGGAACCUGAGUGAACUACCUGAGCUUCAUGCACUGACAGCUGGGCUUAAGGCUUUCACCUCUUGGACAGCUAAUUCUGGCAUUGAAGCCUGCCGGAUGGCUUGUGGUGGGCAUGGAUACUCCCACUGCAGUGGCCUCCCAAACAUUUAUGUCACUUUCACCCCCGCCUGUACCUUUGAAGGAGAAAACACUGUGAUGAUGCUCCAAACAGCUCGGUUUUUGAUGAAAAGCUAUGAUCAAGUGCAUUCAGGAAAGUUGGUGGGUGGCACAAUGUCCUACUUGAAUGACCUGGUUAGUCAGCGCAUCCAGCCACAGCAGGUGGCAGCUUGGCCAGCAGUGGUGGAUAUCAACAGCCCAGACAGCCUAGUAGAAGCCUAUAAACGUCGAGCAGCCCGAUUAGUGGAAACUGCAGCAAGGAACCUUCAAGCUGAAAUGAAGCUCAGAAAAAGCAAAGAUGUAGCAUGGAACUUAACCUCUGUGGACCUUGUUCGAGCAAGUGAGGCUCAUUGCCACUAUGUGGUAGUAAAGCUGUUUGCUGGAAAUCUCUCCAAAAUUGAGGACAAAUCCAUUCAAACAGUCCUGAAGAAUUUGUGUCUUUUAUAUGCCCUGUAUGGAAUCAGUCAGAAUUCUGGGGACUUUCUACAGGGGGGCAUCUUGACAGAGUCCCAGCUUACUCAAGUGAACCAGCGGGUGAAGGAGCUCCUGAUGAUAAUCCGCCCCGAUUCUGCUGCUUUGGUGGAUGCAUUUGACUAUCAGGAUUUUACACUUGGCUCUGUGCUUGGCCGCUAUGAUGGCAAUGUUUAUGAAAACAUGUUUGAAUGGGCCAAGAAAUCCCCACUGAAUAAAACAGAGGUCCAUGAAUCUUUUCACAAACACCUGAAGCCACUACAGUCCAAGCUGUGAAAUCUGUUAUAAGCAACCCCAUCAGCUCCAGAAAGCAUAGAUGCUUUGCCUUCCUCUACACUGGAUGCAUAUAUCCUGAAUGGAAUCUUUAUCUAUCAAAUUACGGAUAGCCUUAGAACAAGUAAUAAAUUGGUCCCUCAUACUCUUUCUACAAAUGAAGAAAAAUGGACAUAUUUGGAAGAUUGAAUGGAAACUGGGUGUGUCUUAAGUGCAAUUAAUAGUGAGAGAGACUUUUUAAGCAUUCAGAAAAGCUUUAUAAAAAUAUAGUUUGGCUUCUAUUCACAAUGCUGCUAAUUUCUGUGGUCUGUGACCUCUAUGAUAAUUAGCAGUUUUUAACUACUAAGUAGUUGACUUUUCAAGUUAUAACUGUUAAUCACUGGAUAUAUUUUAAGUGUGAAGUAAGUGUUUUUAAGCAAAAAGGUGUAUUUUGAGGUGCAGUAGAACCUCAAUUUGCAGGCUUGCCUGCAAAUGUCCCACAACUCUUACAAUCCUUCUGCUACUCUGGGACUGUCUCAAAAAGUAUGACCUAAGGAGCUAAAUUAGAGAGGGGGGCGGAGGGGAGGGCAGUGCAUCUAAAAGUUUAGCACUGCUGCUUUGUGGCCGACCCCUUUUUCCCCACUCUAUUCAUUUUUCCUUUGACAAGUAAAUAUUCUAGACAAAUAUCUUGCAUCCCAAUAGCACUUCCCAGCCCAAGCAUUCUGUGGCAGCACCUUCCUAGUAUGAUUAGAAAUUGUCUCGUUGACCUUAUCCCUUUAGUUUUGAAAGAGCAUUGUAGCUGCUUUUCCACUUAUAUCCUUCCCACUGAGAAGCAGUGUUAACUUCUGUGAGGACUAAGAAUAAAGUUAGCACUUCAAAGUUAAAAUGAUUAACUACCACCCUAAAGACAGUAGUGGUUGAUGCUUGGUCUCUGCCAAAGGUGCAAUGGGGACAAAUCUUUUCUGAAUGGAAAUAGAGAACAGCUCUCCUGAGUCACUGUAGCAGGGGGGAAAAAAAAAGAAACGAAGGUCCACACAGGUUAGCAACCCAUUGGUGCAAGUGUGGUUUUUGGUUUCUUUGUGCUCUUGAGGAACUUUAUCUGAAAUGCUAAAAAGUCCCUUUCUAUUAAAGUCUCAUUUGCACAGUUGUUCAGUAGCAAAGAUUUAAGGAUGUAGCUUUUAAUUGAACUUGGUGAUUUCAUUGAACUCAGUGUAAUAUAAAACAGCAGAAGUCAAUUAAUUUUGUACCUCUUUCCGUGACACUUGCUUGGUGACAUCUAUUUGUCCUAGGAUUUUAUUUGACUCAAGUAUAGGAUUGUAUGAAAAUCAAGAAAACUUUGGAAUAUGUUAGAUCAUCUUUGCAAACUAAAGGAAUAACACUAAUGAAAUUUGCCCAGGUAAAACUGCUAAUGUAACAAUCUAAAGUUUAAAAAUGCCAUUAUAUGUUUAUUCAAACCGUGUCUUUCUUGGAAGAAAAUUAGCCAUACUUUUUCAGUAUGACAAUUAUUAAGUUCUAGUUAGGCAGUAGUAAUAUUCUGUUGUCAAUCAGGAAUGUGAUCUAAUAUCUGAGUUAGUGGGAAAGAGACAAAAGGAAAAAAUUAAGGUGUGUAAUGGUAUCCUUAUUGCAAUAUAGAUCCAUUAUUUCAGUGAUAGUGCUUAUAUUUAUUCUGUCAAGAUGUAUUUGUGCAGUGCUGGAAUUAAGUGGAUCAGAAUAAGAUUUGGUAAACACUAUGGCAGAUCUGUGAUCACGAUAAACAAGUUUGAGGAGAUUGCAAAUAUCAGAAGGCCCUUAAAAACCUAGUGUAACUUUAAUUUCCCAACUAACUCAGGCAGGGCUUCUUGUACUAUUUAAUUCACUUAAGUUUUAGAUGUUUUGCAGCGAUUUAAUCAAUGCAAAUGGGGUUUUUUAAAAUUAAGAAUGAAUUUAAUAUGGAUUCUGAUAACUUACUUGAGAUUGCUAAUUUGGAAUCAGUGUCACUUAGCAAAAACUCAAUUUUAUAAAACUUAAGACUUUCUCUUCAAGUGCAAAUAGUACUAAAGGCAAAUAAAGUAGAACCUACUUUAAAAUUUACAUCAUUUGUUUUGUGCAAACACAUAAUUCCAAAAAUAUUUUUAAACUAUUUGCUUUCUUUAAGUAAGCCAAACUUUUGAAAAUCCUUUCAGUCUGGUUCAUUACUCAUUCGCUUAUUAUGUUAGUACAAUCUUAGUGCAAACAUAAAUUUCAGAUCCUCGGAAUAAUUAAAUAUAGAAUUACUCUCUGCUGAAUUAGAUAGUUUUACUUAAUUAGCUUUUGUUAGAUAAUGUUGAUGCAAGCCUUUUGGAGAAAUGCUUUGUCUUGAUCAGUAUAGAAAAUUUAAAACUAAAUCUGAAUUUAUUAAUUCAGGUGAUUUUUGGAUUCAAUGAUUGAUCCUCCCCCAUUGGUAUUUUAAGCACCUGAAUUCUGUGGUGUUCUGUAAUACCUGCUUACUGAGUAGUAGUCAGUAUUUAUUUUCAGCUUGAGUAGUCUCAAAGGACUUUGUCCAAAGUCCCUUUGUAUUUCAUUGCCCUUUUAGAUAGUCUUGUUAAAUAUCAGCUCAUAGAGAGCGUACUUGUUUGUAGAACAGUGAUUGAAUUCAGGUACUUCACAACAGCUUUAAUCAGAUGUGCCCCCUGCCAUAAAUUUGAGUUUGUCAUAUACCUAAAGGCACCUGUCCCUUUGAAUGUUAAUAGUAAUUACAUCUUGAUUUUUUUUAAGUAGAAAGAACUCUAAGUGGAGACUUGAUAACUUUCUCCAUCUAGGGGUGAGAAUUCCUGCAACCAUUUGGUUUUUGCCCACUUAACUCUAAAGCCCUCUCCAUUUUAGUUUUUCUUUUUGUAUUGGAGAACCUCAGUUUGAUGUUAAUAGGCUUUUACACUUCUGUUUGACACCAACUAGUAAUACUUUUUGAAAUCUCAGAUCCAGUCUCAAAACAUCCCCUUUUAAAUGAGAGGGUUCCAAGGUAUGGGACUGGGCCGGACUGACAUUAGGGAACCUGGAGUUUGAAGGCUUGGAUUCUCAUCUAAAGGGCUUCCUAUAGAUUCACUUGAUUCAGUGGUUUUGUCUUGUUUCGUAAUCAGACUUGUCUUAUUGUAUAAUCAGAUGGGACUUCAUCUUUAGCGUACUGAACCAAAUCACCUUGUAAAUAAGGACUUAAAAUAACAUUUAAAACCAAGAUAUAGGGUUUUUUUUAAUCUAGUCAAAUUAAAUUCAAAUUUUCAGUAACAUUUCUGGGAUGAACUCAGUAAACACUAGGAACUGUAUGAGAACUUUUUGGGUAAGGAUGGGUGGUGUGGACUAAACUCUAAGUGAGGCAGGAAAACAUGUUUCCCUUUAUGCUGGUGUACUGUCAUUUAAAAUGAUGUUAAGAUAGUAGGAAAAGGCUUGGGGGGAGGGUGGAGAAUGGUUUUAAAUAUUCCGAACUAUAUUACAAAAGCUAUUUUUUGUUGCUGCGCUUGUCUGUCUUUACUAUUCAGUUUCACUAAUGAAGAGUUUGAUGUAGAAAGUAUGGAAUGUUAUCUUGGGAAUGAUUCUUGAAUACUUUCUGCCUCUUAAAAUGCAUACAAUCAUACUUCAAACUUAAGGCCACGGAAUUAGUCAAAUUGUUUGCAAGUAUCUCGGUAAGGGGCCCCUGGGUUCUAGUGCCAGCCCUGCCACUAACCAACUGUAGAACCUGGGCGUAGCAUUUCAUUCCUUAAAGCCUCCGAUUCCUCACCUGUAGCAGGUUCUGUGAUUCCAGGAGUUGUGCGCAGGCGCCUUUCCAAGUAUUGUAACCCGCACUCCCACCCCCAAACCACCCUGCCCUCUUGUAUUGUUGCGGGGCUGGUCCCGCGCCUCUGAGUGGGAUUCACCUAAAGCCUCGCCCCCAGCCAUGGCCAGCCCUGUGGUGAGGAAGUGCGGGCCGCACGACCAGGCCGCACGGACCCAUUUCUUUCUUGCCGACCUACUGUAUUUUGGUCUUUGUGAGAAGUGAUAACGAUAAUAAAAACGUGUAAUUAGUACAAA